Molecule: messenger RNA, 1371 nt
Organism: Rhipicephalus microplus (southern cattle tick)
Lineage: Eukaryota; Metazoa; Arthropoda; Arachnida; Ixodida; Ixodidae
Product: very long chain fatty acid elongase AAEL008004
Biological process (GO): sphingolipid biosynthetic process; very long-chain fatty acid biosynthetic process; fatty acid elongation, monounsaturated fatty acid
Cellular component (GO): endoplasmic reticulum membrane
Molecular function (GO): fatty acid elongase activity
Source: RefSeq, a predicted model, not a curated record
UUCCGAACGCUCACACGUCUUGGCGGCACACAUUUACUGGCCCGGCUGCGUACCGUACCUUUCUUCGGCAAUUGAGGAGCAAAGUCUUCGAGCAUGGAGGCUGUUGUGACCGACACUUUCUUGCCGCGUGACCCGCGGACGAUGGGCUGGCUGCUGGUCGGCAACAAGCAGUUUUUGAUCACGCUACUUCUCGGCUACGUCUAUUUGGUCAAAAUAGGUGGCCCACAAUUCAUGAAGGGUCGCAGGCCUUUCGACAAUUUGAAGCCAGUGAUCAUGAUUUACAACCUGUCCAUGGUGAUCCUCAACGCGUACUUCGUGUACAACUUCCUGAAACGCUCCUACUUCGGCGGCGGCUACAGCAUCAUUUGCCAGGGCAUCGACUACAAGGCCCGCGACCAAACUACCAUUGAGUUUCUGGAACUGUGCUUCUGGUACCUGUGGGUGCGCAUCGCCGAUUUUUUCGACACCAUCUUUUUUGUGCUUCGCAAAAAGGACUCGCACGUGUCGUUCCUGCAUGUGGUGCACCACAUUCUCGUUGUGUUCAAUGGCUGGUUCGGACUCGCGUACGGGCCCGAUGGACAGGUAGCCCUCGGUCUGACACUCAACAGCUUCGUGCACGUGGUGAUGUACUCCUACUAUUUCCUGUCGCUCUUGGGACCCUCGGUCAGGCCCUACCUGUGGUGGAAGCGCUACCUUACCCAGUUCCAGCUGGUGCAGUUCAUCAUCAUGUUCAUUCACUGUACCAUCCCCGCCUUCAAGGACUGUGGCUACCCUAUGACCCACAUGAUGAUUACUAUUCCUCAAGCCUUGUUCUUCUUCGGCAUGUUCAUUCGCUUCUACGUGCAGGCGUACAAGCAGCAUGCUAACUAACGACAAGCGUCAGUAGGUUGGCGAUAACCAGGCAAGUACAGACUGCUUCGAUCGUCGCUGCUCGGUACCGGUUUUCCUCUCAGGCGGCAACUCUUCAAACAUGCCGCUUGCAGAAUUGCCGCCCAAAAGAUCUCUGUCGCACUGGCCGAUGCAGUGACUGACAACAUUUCGCCUUUCGGAUGUCGCACGUAUCCCUGACGCCACUUGGGUUGCAAGUCUAAGCAGCGGGAGGACGCUAAUUCAUAGGUGCCACGUGUCGCUGUGCCAGGAUGUGCAUCGCUACGUGUCUGAAACUUGCUGGUUUCUCUUUCUCUCCAAGAUGACAUGCGGCAGAAGGACUAAGAAAGCGACUGUGAAGUGCUUCUGUAUAGGAAUGUACUGUGCCACUGCUUGAAGCUAUGUACAGUCUGACAAAUGCAAUUUAAUGCAAAUUUAGCAGUUUAUUCCAAACGCAUCUCGUGUAAAUAAACUCUCAUUCCGCCCCUAUUGGGCUUCUUUUAA